This is a messenger RNA of Phaethon lepturus (White-tailed tropicbird), 367 nucleotides long. RefSeq names its product peptidyl-prolyl cis-trans isomerase B. Gene Ontology annotation, molecular function: peptidyl-prolyl cis-trans isomerase activity. The record is from RefSeq and is a predicted model, not a curated record. Lineage: Eukaryota; Metazoa; Chordata; Aves; Phaethontiformes; Phaethontidae. Gene Ontology annotation, biological process: protein peptidyl-prolyl isomerization. The annotation marks the transcript as partial. The transcript has 3 exons. Gene Ontology annotation, cellular component: intracellular membrane-bounded organelle.
GGAUUCGGCUUCAAGGGCAGCAAGUUCCACCGUGUGAUCAAGGACUUCAUGAUCCAGGGAGGAGAUUUCACCCGUGGAGAUGGCACUGGAGGAAAAAGUAUCUAUGGGGAUCGCUUCCCUGAUGAGAAUUUCAAGCUGAAGCACUACGGCCCUGGCUGGGUGAGCAUGGCCAAUGCCGGCAAGGACACCAACGGUUCCCAGUUCUUCAUCACCACGGUGAAGACCCCAUGGCUGGACGGCAAGCAUGUGGUGUUCGGCAAAGUGCUGGAGGGCAUGGAUGUCGUGAGGAAGGUGGAGAGCACUAAGACAGACAGCCGGGACAAGCCCCUGAAGGAUGUCGCUAUUGCCGACUGCGGCGCCCACGAGG